ACCACAGCUGCCCCAACUACUACCACAGCUUCCCCAACUACUACCACAGCUACCCCAACAACUACCACCGCUGGACCAACAACUACCACAGCUACCCCAACGACUACCACAGCUGCCCCAACAACUACCACAGCUGCCCCAACAACUACCACAGCUGCCCCAACAACUACCACAGCUGGACCAACACUUACCACAGCUGGAUCAACAACAACCACAGCUACCCCAACGACGACCACAGCUGCCCAAACAACAACCACAGCUGCCCCAACAACUACCACAGCUGCCCCAACAACUACCACAGCUGGACCAACAACUACCACAGCUGCCCCAACAACUACCACAGCUGCCCCAACAACUACCACAGCUGGAACAACAAGUACCACAGCAGGAUCAACAACAACCACAGCUAGCCCAACGACUACCACAGCUGCCCCAACAACUACCACAGCUGGACCGACAACAACCACAGCUGGACCAACAACUAUCAGAGCUGCCCCAACAACUACCACAGCUGCCCCAACAACUACCACAGCUGCCCCAACAACUACCACAGCUGGACCAACACUUACCACAGCUGGAUCAACAACAACCACAGCUACCCCAACGACGACCACAGCUGCCCCAACAACAACCACAGCUGCCCCAACAACUACCACAGCUGCCCCAACAACUACCACAGCUGGACCAACAACUACCACAGCUGCCCCAACAACUACCACAGCUGCCCCAACAACUACCACAGCUGGAACAACAAGUACCACAGCAGGAUCAACAACAACCACAGCUAGCCCAACGACUACCACAGCUGCCCCAACAACUACCCCCGCCGGACCAACAACCACUAAUGCUGGACCGACAACAACCACAGCAGGACCAACAACUACCUCCGCUGGACCAACAACUACCACAGCUACCCCAACGACUACCACAGCUGGACCAACAACUACCACAGCUGGACCAACAACAACCACAGCUACCCCAACGACUACCACAGCUGGCCCAACAACAACCACAGCUGCCCCAACGACUACCACAGCUGCCCCAACAACUACCACAGCUGGAACAACAACAACCACAACUACCACAGCUGCCCCAACAACUACCACAGCUGGAACAACAACUACCACAGCUGGAUCAACAACAACCACAGCUGGACCAACAACUACCACAGCUGCCCCAAAAACUACCACAGACACCCCAACAACUACCACAGCUGGAACAACAACAACCACAGCUGCCCCAACGACUACCACACCUGCCCCAACAACUACCACAACUGGACAAACAACUACCACAGCUGGCCCAACUACCACAACAUUAAGCCCCACAACAACCACCGCAGGACCAACAACAACCUCAGCUGGACCAACGACUACCACAGCUGGCCCAACUACUACCACAGCUACCCCAACAACUACCACCGCUGGACCAACAACUACCACAGCUGGACCAACAACUACCACAGCUGGAUCAACAACAACCACAACCACAACAACCACCACUGGACCAACAACAACCACAGCUGGACCAACAACUACCACAGCUGCGCCAACAACUACCACAGCUGCCCCAACAACUACCACAGCUGCCCCAACAACAACCACAGCUGCCCCAACAACUACAACAGCUGCCCCAACAACUACCACAGCUGGACCAACAACUACCACAGCUGGAUCAACAACAACCACAGCUACCCCAACGACU
Messenger RNA from Gadus macrocephalus (Pacific cod), 1704 nucleotides. Its product is annotated as mucin-5AC-like. Lineage: Eukaryota; Metazoa; Chordata; Actinopteri; Gadiformes; Gadidae. The record is from RefSeq and is a predicted model, not a curated record. The annotation marks the transcript as partial. The transcript is spliced from 3 exons.